Messenger RNA from Akanthomyces muscarius, 225 nucleotides. RefSeq lists its product as uncharacterized. Bases 1 to 225 code for a protein of 74 amino acids. Lineage: Eukaryota; Fungi; Ascomycota; Sordariomycetes; Hypocreales; Cordycipitaceae. The record is from RefSeq and is a predicted model, not a curated record. The transcript is spliced from 2 exons.
AUGGUUGGACGGAGCCAGGUGCCUGGAUUGCAUCUUCAUCUGGGCUGCAGUGCAGGGCCGGGAAUACGGGUGUGUGCUGCAGAGAGUUUGCCGUCUUCGGCAGGACAUUCUCUUUCUCUGUCUCGCUCGGCCAGAGUCGGGCAGCUUAGGCCGUUUGCUCUUUUGCAGCGGCGUCCCAAAACCGGCGCGACCGCAGCAAACCAUCAGGACAAGCAAGGUUUUUAG